AUGGCAUCUCCAUUAAAUCGUCGACAUCGACGAACUGCUCCUUAUGUUAUUAUGAAUAAUAAUACUCAACUGCCGGCGGUUGCCUAUUCAGCACGACAGCCUGAUCAAGAAAAUUCGGCUAAUUCUAAUAAUGGUAUUCAAAUAUUAACUAAUACUCCUCUUGAACAACCACAACAAGAGCAAAUGCAAAGAGCAGCUUUAUCUCUAUUCGAUUUGGUUCGACGAGCACAGCGCAUUCGACGAUGGAUGCGACGAAAUCAAGAACAUCAUGAACUUCCAGAACGAAGUGAUUCAUUUCUGGAAAAAUUUGUACCAGCAACAAAAAGUCAAUCAGCUCAAAAAGAACAGAGUAAAACUUGGGUAAUAGAUCCAUCAAAAACAUUUUAUUAUUAUUGGUCAUCGAUUGUUUCACUUGCUGUUCUUUACAAUUGCAUAAUGCUUAUUGGUCGUAGUGCUUUUCUUCUACUUCAAGAACGUCUUUUAAUUGUUUGGUUAAUUUUUGAUUAUCUUUGUGAUGUUUGUUAUAUUGUUGAUACAUUUAUACAAACAAGAAGAGGUUAUCUAGAACAGGGUCUUAUUGUUCGAGAUAUUACAAAAUUACGUAAAAACUAUAUGAGAAGUCGAGCGUUUAUACUUGAUUUAAUAUCAUUGUUACCAACGGAUUUUCUUUAUUUUGUUCCUAAACUUCGUCUCGUACCAGCAUUACGCUUCAAUCGUUUAUUUCGUAUUUAUCGUACAUUUGAAUUUUCGGAUAAAGUUGAAACACAAACCAAUCAUCCAAAUGUGUUUCGUCUUGUUUCAUUAUUAAUUAUUAUUAUGAUUAUUAUACAUUGGAAUGCUUGUUUUUAUUUUAUAAUUAGUCGUUGGAUUGGUUACUCAACUGAUGGAUGGGUUUAUAAUAUGACUGCGCCAACAGCAGCAACAUUAACAACACAAUAUUUAUAUUGUUUUUUCUGGUCUACACUUGUAUUAACAAAUAUUGGAGAAGUACCACCACCAGAAACUGACAUUGAAGUUCUUUUUGUUACGGCUGAUUUUCUCACAGGUGUACUUAUUUUUGCUACAAUUGUCGGCAAUGUUGGUUCAAUUAUCGCUAGUAUGAAUGCUGUUCGUGCUGAUUUUCGACAAAAAGUUGAUCAAGUUAAACAAUAUAUGGUAUUUCGAAAAGUUGGAAAAGAUCUUGAACGACGUGUUAUUACUUGGUUUGAUUAUUUAUGGUUACAAAAACAAGUGGCCAAUGAAGAUAUUGUCUUAGGUGCAUUACCACAAAAAUUGCGCGUGGAAAUUGCAAUUCAUGUACAUCUAGCAGCAUUAAAACGAGUACCUAUUUUUGCUGAAGCUCAACCAGGUUUACUUGUUGAACUUGUUACACGAUUAAAAUUACAAAUCUUCAGUCCAGGAGAUUAUGUUUGUAAAAAAGGUGAUAUUGGCAAAGAAAUGUAUAUAAUAAAACGUGGUCGAUUAAGUGUUGUAUCAGAUGAUGGAACAAAAAUAUUUGUCACACUUGAAGAAGGAAGUGUUUUCGGUGAAAUCUCUAUUCUGAAUAUACCUGGAAGUAAAACUGGUAAUCGUCGUACAGCAAAUAUUCGAAGUGUUGGCUAUUCAGAUUUAUUUUGUUUAACCAAACAAGAUCUAUGGGAAGUAUUAGCUGAAUAUCCAUCAGCACGUGAUACAUUAAUUGAACGUGGAAAAGCUCAUUUGCGUAAAGAUAAUUUAUUAGAUGAAGAAGCAGCACAAAGAGCACAACAGGACGAAGCAGCUAUACCUGAAAAAGUGACACGAUUAGAAGGAAAUAUAGAUAAUUUAGAAACACGUUUAGCACGUCUUAUGGGUGAAUAUACAGCAAAUAUGACAGCACUCGGUCAACGCUUACAAACAGUUGAAAAAUUAGCUGUACCAAGACGAGAAACUCUAUCGGAUGAGAAACUUUCACGAAAAAAUACACUUGAUGUGAUCGGUGUUGAAACUCAUGAAGAUGAUGUCUGA
Molecule: messenger RNA, 1986 nt
Organism: Rotaria socialis
Lineage: Eukaryota; Metazoa; Rotifera; Eurotatoria; Philodinida; Philodinidae
Source: the annotation of a GenBank genome assembly